Dreissena polymorpha is the source of this 610-nucleotide messenger RNA. Its product is annotated as prolyl-tRNA synthetase associated domain-containing protein 1-like. The record is from RefSeq and is a predicted model, not a curated record. The coding region runs from base 39 to 557 and encodes 172 amino acids. Gene Ontology annotation, molecular function: aminoacyl-tRNA deacylase activity. The transcript has 2 exons. Lineage: Eukaryota; Metazoa; Mollusca; Bivalvia; Myida; Dreissenidae.
AUUUACACGACAAAGUAUUAUUUUACAAAUGUAAACAAAUGACCAUGGCUGGGAAUCUAGUUGACAGGAAAGGACUUGAAAAUCAAUUAAGACAAUGGGGUAUCGAUUUUGACACAUUUGAACACCCCGAGGUUUUUACAGUUGAGGCGGCAUUGCCGCACUUAAAAGACGUUGAAGGGAUGUUCGCAAAAAAUCUCUUCCUACGCGACAAAAAGAAGCGACUGUUUCUGUUCUGCGCCGCCCACGACGCCGACAUAAAGCUUAACGAUCUCGCGAAGCUCGUCGGAGCUUCCGGCGGUCUGCGUUUCGCCGACGAAAGUGUUCUACAGGACAAGCUUGGUUUGUCACAGGGUGCAGUAACAGUGUUUGGAAUUAUCAAUGACGUCAUUCAUGACGUCAAACUUGUUUUGGACUCCAGACUUGUCGAUGGCAGUUAUGCGCGUGUUCUGUUUCACCCAAUGGUGAACUCCGCAACACUUUCAUUAACUUCGACAGGGCUGCUGAAGUUUGUGGAAAAGACUGGAAAAACUCCGUUAGUUAUUAAUGUUAGUACAUAGUUCAAAUUAAUGUGACCAGUUAUAAAGAAAAAAUAAAGGAAAAACAGAUUAGA